Molecule: messenger RNA, 737 nt
Organism: Camellia sinensis
Lineage: Eukaryota; Viridiplantae; Streptophyta; Magnoliopsida; Ericales; Theaceae
Source: RefSeq, a predicted model, not a curated record
UCUCUCUCCUCAAUCCAACACAAUCAACCCUUCUCUCUCUCUCUCUCUCUCUCUCUGUACUUUCUCUCUCUAAAAAUACAGUCAGUAAUGGCAGGGCAAAAAACUGAUACCACUGAUUUUGAAGAUUUGUUGCCGAUUAUGGCGGGAAAAUUGGGAGGAGAGGGACUGAUAAGAGAGCUGUGUAAUGGGUUUCGGCUCUUGAUGGAUAGGGAUAGAGGGGUCAUCACUUUCGACAGCUUGAAGAAGAACUCGGCUCUUCUCGGCUUGCAAGACUUGAGGGACGAUGAGCUGAUGAGCAUGGUCACAGAAGGUGACGUGGACGGUGAUGGGUCUCUCAAUCAGAUGGAGUUUUGUGUUUUGAUGUUCAGAUUGAGUCCUGAGUUGAUGGAGGAGUCCGAGGCUUGGCUCGAGCGAGCUCUCAAUCAGGAGAUGAAGACUGGUUGGGUUUGAUCGGAAUUGAUAUUGACAAGGUUAACAUUUUGACUUUUUUUUGACAAAGAGGAGGGAGGGGGACGACGUCGUUUUUUGUUCAUGGUUGUGUAAAUUGUUCCUCUGCUUUUUAUUCUCCAACAAUAAGGAAAAUCAGAUGUUGUUUUUGAUUGGUUUUCUUUUUCUUCAUUAGGAAAAUUACAUACAUAUGCUGUGGAGAUUGAAAGAAGAUAACUGGGUAUUUGAUUUUUGUGGCUAUACAGAUGCAUAAUUCAUUACAUGAUAACACUUUUGCUGUUGAUUUGCUA